GCAGUUAAGCCGGAUUGUAAUUACCAAGUUCAGUUUCUAUGAAAGUUAUACUGCGGAAGGUUCUUAAACAACCUGAAGUCUCGACUAAAGGUCUUCAGACCCUCUCAAUCUGAGUCUCUAGCGGGCGACUAACCUACACCGGAGUAAACAGAUUGAGGCCUUAACGAACAAAACCUCCACUACCGGAGUAAAUCCAGUACAGAAUAGUGAGUUGGCUCCUCGACUAAAGUCACCAACUCCCUACCUUCAAUCAAGGAUGCUCUAUCAACCUAGGCAGAUAUUCUCAUUCUAGGUCAAAGCAGAAACAACAGGAAUUUGAUCAGGAUUCAAGUCAUUCAAUCAUUCAAACCUCAAACGAAUAUAAUCAAAUCAUAGAAUCAGUACUUGGGUUCAUACAAUCAAACCUAACAUACAAAUCUAGGGUUCUCCAUACCCAGAUGAAUGGGAGAACUACUCCAUGGAGAAAGAAGCAAAAGCAGAAUCAGACGCGGAAUUCAUACUGUGAAGGAUGGAUUCUUGCUCCUGGAUGUUGAUCGGCACUUCUCCAAGCUCAAACUGGCCUCCAAUGGUGUUGAAGAUCAAUCUAGGGCACUUGGAGACUCUUGUUCGUCGCUUUCUCUCUCUAGGAAUCGUUCUAUCUCUCAAAAACUCGAAUCCCUUGAUUUUCAGCCCUCUUUUCCCUUAAAACAGCAGCCUGUCGCUAUACCCGGUCGAAAUACCUGGUCGGGUAUUUUGGGUCUCGACCGGGUAUUAUCAAAACGCACGUUUCAUGCCAGGGGAAAAUCCCCGGUCUGCUCCAAUAAUCCCCGGUCGGGGAUUUAAGCUCCACGACCGGGGCCCCCUCUGUUUCUCAGACGCCAAAAAGGGAAUUCCCCGGUCUCCUCAGAAUAAUACCCGGCCGGGUAUUUGUGGUUAUGGCCGGGUAUUUUCUUCCUUCAGCCCGCUUCAAGCCUCACUUGCUCCUUUCGACCCGAAUCUCGUUCCUUCGCCGCGAUUCCAACGCCGGGUCCUGAAAUAUGACAUAAACACUCAACCUCGCGUGAAAUCAGCUUAAAACCCGAGAAUCAACCUCUCAAACGGCUCAAGAAUAGGGGUGAAAAUACGUGUAAUUAUCGGUCUAUCAACGUCGUCAAGAGGAUUGGAUUGACAACUCAAAAACAUCCCCAACCUUACCAACUCAGUUGGAUCAACGGACAUGGAAUGAUCAAUAUGACGAAACAAGUGUUAGUUCGUUUUAAUCUUGGACAGUACGAGGAUGAGGUGUUGUGUGACGUUGCACCAAUGCACACAGCUCACGUAUUGCUUGGCCGUCCCUGGCAAUUCGAUCGAAAGGUUACCCAUGAAGGAUGGAUGAAUUGUUACAAGUUUCGGCACCAAGGUAAGAAUUUUAUGUUGAAACCUCUUUCCCCGAAUGAAGUAUACGAAGAUCAAAAGCAAUUGGAAUCAAAUCGAGUGUCGGGAAAAGAAUCUAGAGCUCAAUUGUGGGUUCAAAGGAUUGUUGGGUUCAAUUUUAUGAUCUUCAGGAAGCCUCAGAAUGAAGAUUUCUUACCUGUAACCCCUGCCCAUAACGUACCCUGUUCUGUUCCCGCAAAACAGAGCUCCGUGCCAUAUUUCCUUGACGAGGAAGAAGAAGGACAGUGGAAACCCGGGAUCACCACAGAAGCCUUCCAAGAGGAUAGCGGAACGACGAAGAGUGAAGAGAAAGCUCCAGAGUGGGCUGUCAUUGAUCGAACGCCUCCAACUACAAGCAUUCCAGAACUCUGUUCGCCGGUAACAAUGUAGCAGAGUAAGAGAGAUGGAGACAAUGGGGUGGAACACUGGAAGGAGAUCCAAACUCAACCACUACUCCGGACACGAUCGAUUCUAUAUCGAGAAGCUCAUCCACAGGCCUAUUGGAGUCGACUACACCUAAUUUGCCGCAUCGAGAUCGAGCUCAAACAACCCUGCAAACGCUCAAACACGAGCAAACUGCGAGCGAAUGGGUUGGAAGGAUCGGGCCUGAUUCGAGCAAAAUUUCCAAUUCAGAAUCGUUCCAUAAUGUCCAUGGAAAGUAUGGAAGUCGUCAAUUUUAUCCGAAAUCAUUCCAAUCAACAAUGCCCAAUUCCGAAUUUUUUUGCCGAAAGUUUGGAGAAGACAAGGAAGAAUCGAUUGGAGAGAUUGGACGCGAAACGAGCGAAAACGAGACUAUGGGCAAGUUCGGGCAGGUUCAAGGAAGCUAUACGAGUCGUCAAUUGGAAGCAAAGUGGCCAGAUACUCAAACGCCCAAUUUUUAUUUUGCUUCGCCGGAAUCUGGGUUUUGCUCGCCAGAUUCUGGGAAAUUCGAAUUUCAGGUGGCGGGAAAGUCGAUGCUAAUGAUUGGUGACGCGUUAGAGAGCAUCGAAGCAUGGGAAUGGUUUUAAACGAAUCAUGGGAGCCAGGCGAAUCGAUUGGAAGUGAAGAAUUAAAUAGUGGGGUCUAGAAGAGAAACACCCAAUUUUGGAGCCCUCGCCGGAGUUUGAAGAACCGACGGAUUCUGCAAAUUUUUGGCUGGAAACUGGAAAAUUUGAGCGACGAGUUUUGCGUUUGUUUGAGCAUACUUUUUGCGUGGAAAAGUUCCAUUGGAGUCCCACGAACAUCAUGGAACUUAAAUUGUAGGAAAUAGCAACCAAUUCGCAAGUUAACUAAGUGUUGAAGUUCAACAUUGCAAGUUCGUGGUACCUAUUUCGUGACUCGAUUUGGGAGGAAUUCUGUGAAGUUUUUGACAGGAAGCAGCUUCAAGUUUUUAGGUCAAAGCUUUUUGAAGAGGGGGAGACUGAUAUGAUCCCAAUUGGAUCAAUACACAAUUCACAAUUACUUGUCAAAGAAGCCAUCUCAACUUACAUGAAGAAUUCUUAUUUUUGGCUAAGUGUUGAAACAGUUUCAGGUAGCCUAUUUUGGAAGCUUGUAUCUCAUAAAUGGCUCAAUAAAAUUAGGAGAUCAGGGCCUUGUUUUGAAAAUAAAUUUGUCAUCUUUCCAAUGGUAUGCUUUGUGGAUCCAGAAGAUGUCUGGAAGGUCAUUUUCAAAGCCCAACAAAAGGCUACCUCAAAACAGGAAAACUGCCUAAGUUUGGCUAAGGCAAAAACCUAUUUUGGGAUACCAACUUUGAAGGCCUAUAUCUGGAUUUUGGAGCAUGAUAUCAGGCUGGUUCAAGUUCGAGGUGAAAGAAGGAGUUUUCUUAUACAAUGUCAAGGAACUGGUGGAGUUCGAAUCAACGUAUAAGACCAUUUUCGAAGGGCUCAAAGAUGCUAUGAAGCCUGUUUUUCUAGGCAGACUUGCUUGUGUUUUAAGUCAGUUUCUUGACUUGCAACUUACCUUGUUUUACACGAAUUCAAUCGAUUGAAUAUUCUCUUCAAUCGUGGUCGAGCAGCUACCCUUUUUUACCAUACGCGCUUUGUAUCGAUUGAAUAUUCUCUUCAAUCGUGGUCGAGCAGCUACCCUUUUAUACCAUACGAGCUUUCGCCAGGUAUGGAAUUGUCCGCUGGUUUUGUUUUAUCCCAAUUUCUUAUUAAGAACGCGUUGUUCUUAAUUCGAGUUCAAUCAAUCUACAGAUUGAUUGAUUGCUGCGUGACUUUGGUAAAAAUACACCCCCAGGGUCGUAUUACUUCAAAAUCAACCUUCUUGACUCCCCUUGAGCCACCAAGCAAUUAUCGUUGUAGAAGAAAUCCAUAGCUUCAAAACAAGCUAUUACACACUCCGUUUCAUGGAGCAAAUCUUCUGAUCCAAGCCUUCCAAUAUGGUACCCUGAAACAAAACAAAAAAAGACUUAUCCAUUUUUCAGGGUGGUUGUUGUGUAUUGAGCUAGCUUCUUGAUCACUCCAUGGAAGCUUAAUUUGGUUGUGAUUUGGGAUCAUAUCACCUAGUACGUGAAUGAAGGUUUGGGCACGAGUUCGGGGCCGAUUGGACGAAGUUGGGAGGAUUGGCGAGAAGCUGAGGAAGCCACACGGCCAGGCCAGAUUCUAGACGACCGUGUGACUUGGCCGUGUGGCACUUCUUUAUGCGGACAAGCCAUACUGGCCGUGUAAGUUCCACUUUUGGCCGUGCGCGAUUUCAAGAGAGUUCGCACGAGCAAGCCAUAUUUCUAUACACCCGUGCAAUUCUGGCCGUGUAACGUACCUUCCGUCACUUAAAUCAAACGCCACGUUUUGGAUUCCACAUGGGCAGACUGGGGAUUCCACAUGGCCGUGUGGUCGUGGAAUUCUGGGUUUUAACCCAAUUUCGGGUCUUUGAAGAGGGAGACGAACUUUUAGAGCAAAAACAUAGUCCUAGAGAGAGAAAGUACGAAGAACAAACCCUUGGAGUGAUUUUGGAGUUGGGUUUCAUCAAUCAAGCUUGGAUUUCAUCCUUGGAGAGAAGAUUAUCAUCCCAAAGACGAUUCUUCCCAUCAUUAUGAGUAUGACUGCUUUGUAUUUCUGUUUUCCUCUCUAUCUCUUUCUCUCUCUCUAUGGAGUAGAACCCUCUCUCACUUGGGUAUAAAGAACCCUAAUUCCAUGUGUUAGGGAUUAAUGUUGUAAUGACUUUUGGAUGCUAUACUGUGUGAUUAUAAUUGAUUGAUGCAUGAUUCAUUGAGUCAAUUGAAGCCUGAUCAACUUUUCUUGAUUUCUGCUACAACCUGAGAUAGAUAGAAUCUGAUUAUGUUGUUAGAGCUUCAUCAAUCGGUAGUAGUGAAUUGGUUAUACGAGAGUUAAUCGAUUCACUGCUUUGUACUGGAUUCCAAUUACAACAGUGGAGUUGUGUGUUUAUUGCCUCAGCGUUCUAUCCCGGUAAAGACUAGUCGUCUACCGGGUAGUCUGUCUGAGAGGGCUUGGUCAGCGUAAGAGAUUCCAAGAUACUGUCGGAUCUUCCAUAGUUUAAUCAAAAGGUUGCAGUAGAUCUAAUUCACGGGUUGAUAAAGUUAACUUGCCACUAUUCUGCAUUUCCUUUCUGCGAUUACACUUGGUCGCAGUUUGGUGUUGUGUCGUAGCAUGUCAGUGAUGCUAAGUGUUGUGAUUAUGAUGAUGAUGAUGGUUGGGUCAUGGGAAGAAGCAAAAGCGGAUGUGUCCUUCCAUGACUGUUGGAUCAAAUGUACUGACGAGUGUAAUGAGGAUGCCACAUGACUCCUCCUCCUCCUCUUCAACAUCAUAAGUCAAUUUCUUCUGCGAAUAGACCUGGAAAUCGGGU
This is a messenger RNA of Linum trigynum, 5175 nucleotides long. NCBI's taxonomy places the organism in Eukaryota, Viridiplantae, Streptophyta, Magnoliopsida, Malpighiales, Linaceae. The record is from the annotation of a GenBank genome assembly.